Messenger RNA from Anoplophora glabripennis (Asian longhorned beetle), 3639 nucleotides. Its product is annotated as putative ankyrin repeat protein RF_0381. Lineage: Eukaryota; Metazoa; Arthropoda; Insecta; Coleoptera; Cerambycidae. The record is from RefSeq and is a predicted model, not a curated record. The transcript has a single exon. The coding region runs from base 453 to 2858 and encodes 801 amino acids. Gene Ontology annotation, molecular function: protein binding.
GGACGGUUGCUUCUGGCGGCUAACUCCUUGGGUCGGGUGGCGGUCUCUGGUCGGUCUUCAGGUCUUCGGGGUGGUCCUCGGGCUGGUGUUGGAACUGGAGCUCUUCGAGUUCUGGCAGCGAACUCCUUGGAUCGGGUGGCGGUCUCUGGUCGGUGUUCAGGUCCUCGGGGUGGUCCUCAGGUUGGCGUUGGAGUUCUUCGAGUUCUGGCAGCGAACUGAGGAUCUUCGUGCAGGAACGGUGGUUUUAUUGUCCCAAUCCCCCCUUGACUAGGCAGGAGUCGUGGUGGGACUAUGCGCGCGGCCCUCGACAGAGUGGGGCAGCGGACGGUUUCGGCUCGACUCGCGGUUAAUUGCUCUCACCCAAUUAAACUAAUUAAAUAAAUAACUGGCCAGCGGCCUUACACAAAUCGGAAAAUAAUAAUGCUUCAUUACAUCCUCCCAGGGACUUGGAAAUGAACGUGUUGAAAAUAGGCAUCAUACAAAAAAAAGAUAACGAACUGCACUUUGUUCAUAGAACGUUUGCGGAGUACUUUGUCGCAGAAAGUCUAAUAGAGGAAUUGCGACUCGGGAAUCAGAACGUGGAUUUCCAAAGGUUUCUGAUUGAAGAAAUACUAAUAGAAUAUCAUUUUAGCGUUACCCGUGCUUUCCUUAAUGGUUUCCUGUACCAGGUCGUAGACGAUUUAUCUUCCAAAACUUUUCAGAAAUAUCAACACUUCUCGUACAAAAGUACCUCCUUUGACACGCUCAGCUCGGAUUUACUUCAUCGCCUCGUAGAAAAAGGUCACGUGGCGAUUGUUCAACUUAUUUUGAAGUGCGUAGACUUCAAUAUUACCGCGGGAAUGCGAGACCAACACCUCGAAGCCCCUUUUACAGAAAGCAAUCCAGAUAAUAUACUGAACACUAUACGUACCCGCUUACGACAAGAAGGGUUAGAAAUUAAAGAUGCUCUUAAAGGUGCAACACUUCUCGAAUCUGCCAUUAUGUUUGACCGUUUGGAAAUGGCCAAGUUUCUACUGAAACAAGGAGCCAACGUAAAGAACGUUGACUUCACACACCUCCUUCUAUCCGCGGAAUGCGGCCAGUUUGAUAGGUCUAAAUUCUUGAUAGAGCAAGGGGCAGACAUCAGAGCGAAAUAUCCCAUCCACCGCACUACUGUACUGUACAAAAUUAUUCAAAGAAACAACCCUGAUAUGGCCGCUUACGUUCUGGAUACGAUCUUGACGAGCGAUGGUUUAUAUCUAAGCUAUCCGAUUAUUCCUUACACUGCAGCUUAUUUGGGCAGAUUAGAUAUGCUUAAAAGGCUCAUGGAACAAGGCCUGGAUGCCAACAGUCAAGUGGAAAACGGCGAGACUAUGAUUUUCGGCGCCGCUCGUGGGGGUAAACUAGAAACGAUCAGAUAUCUGGCGCGGCAAGGGUGUGACUUAAACAGUAAGGACUGCUGGAAUGACACUGCGUUGCAUAUAAUCUCAGGAGAUUCCUCGCUCUUCUCCACCGCCAAACUACUUGUGAAGUUGGGGAUAUGCUUUAACGCUGAGAAUUUGAACUCUGCGACGGCGUUUCACUUUGCGGUAGAAGCGAGUAAUUUCGAUUUGGUUAAAUUACUUGUGAAUCGUGGCACGGACGUGAAUUUGAAAGACGGAAAGGGGAGUACUGCUCUCCACGUAGCCGCUUCGAAUAUUCAAGGGAAUAUCGUGAGAUUCCUCGUGAAACACCAUGCGAAUAUAAACAGUAAAGAUAAAAAUGGCCGCACGGUCUUGCAUCUGGUUAUUUCAAAAGGUGCUGCCCUUGAUAAUACUUGGUCUGUUAAACGUUCCCAAAACUACAUACUCGCGGAUCAGUUACACAUUAUCAAGUUCUUCAUAGACACUAAAGGAGAUAUCAAUAUUGAAGACGCUAGUGGUUAUACCGCGUUACAUUUGGCGGCUGCGUCCGGUCAAUUGGAGAUCGUCCAGUUGCUUAUAGAAUCCAAAGCCAACGGCGAUAUUAGAGACAGAAAUGGCAGAACCGCCCUACAUUUAGCUGUUUUUAGGGGUCACCUAGACAUCGUCGAAUUCCUCGCGCGGCAUGAAGUAAACGUGAAUAUUAAAGACAAAUACGGCCACACGUUAAUACAUUACUUAGUACUUUCCACGGAUCACUUAGACGUACUUAAAUUAAUUCUCGAAGGUGGCGGAGACGCUAAUCUUCAAAGUAAGAACGGUCGCACGGCAUUACAUUUAGCCACUGAUAGCAAUAACUUAGAUGCCGUUAAACUCCUUGUGGAGUUUGGAGUUGAUUUUAAUAUUAAGUGCAGCGGUGGCAACACUGCAUUGCAUACGGCCGUCAAGAAAGGUUACUUCAGUAUCGCUGAAUAUCUGAUAAGAGUCGGCGCAGAUACCACUGUUAGAAAUCAUUUCGGAUGCACAGCACUGCAUUUCGCUGCUAAUAGAGGGGAUUGGGCAAUAAUAUCAAUGCUUGGGGGAAGGGAUUAUAUGACACGACAAAUGGAUACUUACAGAGAUAGAUCGGAUUUCAUCAAAAUUCUUGAGUGUGGAGUAGACGUUGGUACCACGGACAAUAAUGAACUGUUCUUAAUGAACAUCAGGAGUAGAGAAAGGAAACUAUAUUUGGACAUCGUUAAGAUUCUCGUUGCGGGAUGUAGUGAACUUGUUAAUGUUAAAGACUUGACUGGAAGCACAGCUUUGCAUUUGGCCGUCUUAAAAGGUGAUUUAGAAGUGGUGGAGUUUCUUGUGUCACACAAUGCGGAUGUUAGCAUCAAAAACUAUUGUGGUCUUACCGCGGCACAAUUGGCUGUUGAAAAUGAAAGGCCAGACAUGGUCAAGUUACUUGUGAAGGCAGGUGCAGAUGUUAGUACCUGAGAUAUUGACAGUUGCAUGGGCAUCUUGUACAGUCCAUAUAAUGGGUUGUUCCCAUUUUUUCAUUCAUAAGAAAAAUGUUGUAGUCUAUCCUGUAGAAACAGUCAAGUUGUUAGAAUGUGGCAUGGAGGUGGUAUAUAUACAUACAACCAUGUGGUCGUAUGGCAUUCAUUUAAGAGAAACUUGGAUUAGCUUAAUACUUUUUGAAGGAAAAUAAAAAUUAUAUCUUACUCUGAAAAUAAAUUUUCCGGAGCAUAUUCAAAAAUUCAAAUAACAUGUUUGGCUUUUUGAGAAACAUUUUACUGUUCUUCAUAUGUUCUGAGUCACUAAUAUUAUAUACAUUUGAGUAUUAUCUUUUAAAUGUGAUUGUUUAUAUCCUACCAUGGGCUACAAUCAUGAUUGUUGCUUUCUAAAUUCGAUAUUCUGUGGUUAAAGUUGGAACAAAUUACAAAAAAUAGUGUAUCAUUUUUACAUAAUGAAUUUUUUAACAUCAGAAUUCCCAUCUUUCAUUUUAGACAAUUUGAAACUUUAUUUGUCAGCAGUUAGUAUAAAUAUCCUGAAAAAAUCACCAGUGUAGGUGUCCAUACUUAGUUUGAAUAUAAGAUCAAUGAGAUAUGAAUUUUUAUUUAAUUGUAAUAUUGUUAGAUAUCAAUUACGGUGGCAUGUUUGUGUAUUAAUGUUUCUAUGUGAUUAGUUUGUGCCAUUAGUCCAGAUGGUAUCUGUUUCAAAAAGUCCAUAUUUGGGUGAAUCGUAUAUCCACGGAGAUUUUUGGCUUUUUCGCUUU